AUAUAGUGAAUGCAGGGUCCGGGGGGGAGACCAGAUAUAGUGAAUGCAGGGUCCGGGGAGACCAGAUAUAGUGAAUGCAGGGUCCGGGGAGACCAGAUAUAGUGAAUGCAGGGUCCAGGGAGACCAGAUAUAGUGAAUGCAGGGGUCUGGGGAGACCGGAUAUAGUGAAUGCAGGGUCUGGGGAGACCGGAUAUAGUGAAUGCAGGGUUUGGGGAGACCGGAUAUAGUGAAUGCAGGGUCCGGGGAGACCAGAAUAGUGAAUGCAGGGUUUGGGGAGACCGGAUAUAGUGAAUGCAGGGUCCGGGGAGACCAGAUAUAGUGAAUGCAGGGUCCGGG
Molecule: messenger RNA, 336 nt
Organism: Staurois parvus
Lineage: Eukaryota; Metazoa; Chordata; Amphibia; Anura; Ranidae
Source: the annotation of a GenBank genome assembly